This is a messenger RNA of Lycium barbarum (goji berry), 1822 nucleotides long. Its product is annotated as NAC transcription factor 56. Lineage: Eukaryota; Viridiplantae; Streptophyta; Magnoliopsida; Solanales; Solanaceae. Bases 259 to 1272 code for a protein of 337 amino acids. Gene Ontology annotation, molecular function: DNA binding. The record is from RefSeq and is a predicted model, not a curated record. Gene Ontology annotation, biological process: system development; regulation of DNA-templated transcription. The transcript is spliced from 3 exons.
GGCAUCACCAUAAAUUCAGUGGUCCCUUAUACCAUAUAAUAUAAGAAGAAGAAAGGAAGUGUGUAGGGAUGAAUUAACCAAACAAUUUUCCAGCUGAUUCUUCUCAUUUCUCUUCAUGCCAUUUCUCUUUUCAAAACAAUAUCACAAACUCAAAUCCAAUAAUCAUCGUACUAUUCAAAUUAACCUUGUACCUUGUAUUCUUCUUCUUCUUAAAGUACUGAAUUCAGAUCAACUCGAUUAUCAUCAGUAAUUGUAUUUAUGGGGAGCACGGAUUCAUCAACCGGGGCACGUCAUCAGCCUCAGCUCCCUCCAGGGUUCCGAUUCCACCCGACCGAUGAAGAACUCGUCGUCCACUACCUGAAGAAGAAAGUUGACAGUGCUCCGAUUCCGGUUGAUAUUAUUGCUGACGUUGAUCUUUAUAAGUUUGAUCCAUGGGAACUCCCUGCUAAGGCAAUAUUUGGAGAACAAGAAUGGUAUUUUUUCAGUCCUAGGGAUAGGAAAUACCCGAAUGGGGCGAGGCCGAACCGGGCAGCUACAUCGGGUUAUUGGAAGGCUACCGGAACUGACAAGCCGGUGUUUACCGCCGGUGGAACUCAAAAAGUUGGGGUCAAAAAAGCUCUCGUGUUUUAUGGUGGAAAACCUCCUAAAGGAGUGAAAACUAAUUGGAUCAUGCAUGAAUAUAGACUUGCAGAAAAUAAAACAAAUAAUAAGCCCCCUGGUUGUGAUAUUGUUGCCAACAAAAAUGGAUCUCUGAGGUUAGAUGAUUGGGUUUUAUGCCGGAUUUACAAGAAGAACAACACACAAAGGCCAACAGAUGACAUGAAUGACAUGAUGGGACCAAUACCACCAUUAUUUUUUCAACAAAAACAACAAGGAAUUAAAGCUUCAAACUAUGGUGCAUUGCUCGAAAAUGAAUCGAACAUGUACGAAGGAAUUAUGAACAACACGAGCGAUAUGAUCAACAAUAAUGGAUCCAUUUCACAGUUAUCGUCAAAGAGACCGCUCCCUGCAGGUUUGUACUGGAAUAUCGAAGACGGGGAUAAUUCUCCGCAUACAAAAAGGUUCUUAGUGGAGAACGGGGAUGAUGGACUUAACAUGAAUAAUGUGCAAACAAAUCAUGAUCAGAACAGCUCCAUCGCCAGUUUCUUGAGCCAGCUUCCUCAAAAUCCUUCGAUUCAACAACAACAACAAGCAUUGGGAUCUCUUAGUGAUGGAGUUGUCUUUCGACAGCCUUAUAAUAAUCAAGUUACCGGCAUGAAUUGGUACUCUUAGAGAUGCAAAAAAUCAAAAUUUAGCUGGCCCUGUGAAAUUAAUCAACCAUAUAAUAUAUAGUACAAGUAUUAUCUAUGGAUCUCUCAUCAUUCUACUUAGAAUUUACACAGAGCACCAUCUACUCAGACCGUCACAUCAGCAAAAGAGAGAGACAUAAUAGAUAGUGAAACACAACUAGCUAGCGGCAGACAGGCAUUCAGUUAGAAAUCAGAUGCUCCUUCAACAACUAUCUUCAGAAUGUUAUAUCUCAGCUUUCUUCAAAAACCAGCUAUUAGAAGGCUUCUCUUAAAGCAGAAAAAUAGGAGUUUUAGUAAUUUCAGCUAUUCGAUGAGAAUGAUUGCAGUAGUGAAGCAAAUUAUGAUAGACACGAAAAUCAUUUGUUAGAUGAUAAUCUACAGCUUUUUUGGUGACUAUAUGCUUGUGGAAAAAAUUUAGGUAAGACGGAAUAUGUAUGGUUGGCUUAAUUUAACCUCUAAUACAACUUUGGUUUGUUUGUGAUUCUAUGAAUAGAUAUGCUAAGAAUGAAAAUAAGAUUUUGUUGUUGUAUCGA